Molecule: messenger RNA, 2491 nt
Organism: Nannospalax galili (Upper Galilee mountains blind mole rat)
Lineage: Eukaryota; Metazoa; Chordata; Mammalia; Rodentia; Spalacidae
Gene: Foxn1
Product: forkhead box N1
Exons: 9
Coding region: 144-2093 (649 amino acids)
Biological process (GO): regulation of transcription by RNA polymerase II
Molecular function (GO): DNA-binding transcription factor activity, RNA polymerase II-specific; transcription cis-regulatory region binding
Source: RefSeq, a predicted model, not a curated record
CCCUCACCUGAUGUCAGCGCAGACCCAGGACAGCCAGGCUGACAGACUGACAGAAGGACGGAGCUCCUGUCCCCCCAGACCCAGGCCCCCAAGCCGACCUGCUUCACUGAGCAGCCGGCUUUCUUCGAGGCCAGGACUGGGUGAUGGUGUCCCUACUCCCGCCACAGUCUGACGUCUCACUGCCAGGCCCUACCCGACUGGAAGGCGAGCCCCAAGGGAACCUCAUGCAGGCUCCGGGCCUCCCAGGCUCCCCUGCCCCACAGAGCAAGCAUGCCAACUUCACCUGCUCAUCAUCAUUUGUGCCCGAUGGUCCUCCAGAGAAGGCUCCUUCACUGCCCCCUCACAGCCCAAGUAUUGCAUCACCAAGCCCCGAGCAAGUCCAGGGCCAUUGCGCAGUUGGACCAGGCCUGGGCCCCUUCAGCCUCUCUCCCUCAGACAAGUAUCUUGGCUUCAGCUUUGAGGAGGGCUCCACAGACAGCCCAGGGCGCUUCCUCAAAGGCAACCACAUGCCUUUCCACCCAUACAAGCGGCACUUCCAUGAGGACAUCUUCCCCGAGGCCCAAACAGCCAUGGCCCUCGACGGACACUCUUUUAAGACUCCAGGGGCACUGGAGGCCUUUGAGGAGAUCCCCGUGGAUGUGGGGGAGGCUGAGGCCUUCCUGCCUGGCUUCUCAGCAGAGGCCUGGUGCAAUGGGCUCCCUUAUUCCAGCCAGGAGCACAGCCAAGUCCUGCAGGGGUCAGAAGUCAAGGUCAAGCCCCCAGCUCUGGACAGUGGUCCUGGGAUGUAUUGCUACCAGCCUCCCUUGCAACACAUGUACUGCCCUUCCCAACCCCCCUUCCAUCAGUACUCUCCAGGUGGAGGUAGCUACCCUGUGCCCUACCUUGGCUCUGCUCACUAUCCAUAUCAGAGGAUUGCACCCCAGGCCAGCGCUGAUGGGCACCAGCCACUCUUUCCCAAACCUAUCUACUCCUACAGCAUCCUCAUCUUCAUGGCCCUUAAGAACAGUAAAACUGGAAGCCUCCCAGUCAGUGAAAUCUACAAUUUUAUGACGGAGCACUUCCCUUACUUCAAGACUGCGCCUGAUGGCUGGAAGAAUUCUGUCCGUCAUAACCUAUCUCUCAACAAGUGCUUCGAGAAGGUAGAGAACAAAUCUGGAAGUUCCUCUCGAAAGGGCUGCUUGUGGGCCCUCAAUCCUGCCAAGAUUGACAAGAUGCAGGAGGAGCUGCAGAAGUGGAAAAGGAAGGACCCCAUUGCUGUGCGCAAAAGCAUGGCCAAGCCAGAAGAGCUGGACAGCCUUAUUGGAGACAAGAGGGAGAAGCUGGGCUCUCCACUACUGGGCUGUCCGCCCCCUGGGCUAGCAGGCCCAGGCCCCAUCCGGCCCCUGGCACCCCCAGCUGCGCUCUCCCAGCCACUGCACUCAAUGCACCCAGCUCCAGGCCCCAUGCCUGGCAAGAACCCCCUGCAGGACCUAAUGGGGGGUCAUGCAUCCUCCUGCUAUGGGCAGACCUACCCACACCUCUCCCCCAGCCUAGCCCCUCCUGGUCCCCCGCAGCCAUUGUUCCCACAACCAGAUGGGCAUCUUGAGCUGCGGGCCCAGCCAAGCACCCCCCAGGACUCACCUCUACCUGCCCACACACCACCCAGCCAUACGGCCAAGCUGCUGGCUGAGCCUUCCCCAGCCAGGACUGUGCAUGACACCCUACUGCCAGAUGGAGACCUUGGCACUGAUCUGGAUGCCAUCAACCCCUCUCUCACUGACUUUGACUUCCAGGGAAAUCUGUGGGAGCAACUGAAGGAUGACAGCUUGGCCCUCGAUCCCUUGGUACUGGUGACCUCAUCCCCGUCGUCAUCCUCCAUGCUGCCACCCCCACCACCAGCCCAUUGCUUCCCCCCAGGUCCCUGUCUGGCAGAGACAGGCAAUGGGGCAGGUGAACUGGCACCACCAGGCAGCGGUGGCUCUGGGACCCUGGGAGACCUGCACCUCAGCACUCUCUACUCAGCCUUUGUGGAACUGGAGCCCACACCCUCCUCAGCUGCUGCCAGCCCUACCAUGUACCUCAGCCCUGGCUCUAAGCCCAUGGCGCUGGCAUGAGCUGUGCUCAGUGUCAGCUCCAGUCUUUGCCUGGUCUGAAAGUCCCAGCUGGCUGCCCACAUUGGGCUCACUUUAAAGGUCAAGGAAGGAAAACGCCUGCCUCCAAUGCCACUCAGUCAAUUUGUUAGAAGCUGGAAGAUAGAGGACCCAUCCAGGAUGCUGCCUCUCUUGCAUUUCUACCCGCUCUUCACACAGGGCCUCUGGAGGACAAGCAUCCUGGAGAGAAACAAAAGCACUCCCCCCAGUGCCAGCUCACUCGCACUUCUGCUCUUGUGCACGUGCACUCUACACACCUGCCCAUGUGCCUUACACCCAGAAGUAUCUACAGCACAUCACAGAGAGCUUGACUUCAUUUCUGGGACAGCUAAGGAAUAAAGGCUUUGGUUACCAAAGCUCAG